Dentiscutata heterogama is the source of this 312-nucleotide messenger RNA. The record is from the annotation of a GenBank genome assembly. NCBI's taxonomy places the organism in Eukaryota, Fungi, Glomeromycota, Glomeromycetes, Diversisporales, Gigasporaceae.
UGGAUCGAAUAACUGAAAGACACAGAGCAGCAAGAUUGGCCCAUCAAAAAAGGACGCUAUAUAAUAAUGGUGAUAAGCGUUCAGCAUUUUUAAAAGACUAUUACUUCUAUGACGUAUAUCAUAAAAGAACACAUGAUGAAAAUAUAAAGACAAACCCUCAAAGUACUCCGAUCAAAAAAAAUCUAAAAAUAUGCAUUGUUGGCACGGGAAUGACUGCCGGUAUCAAUGAUAUCACUAUCCUUGAAUAUCAAGAUCAUGUUGGUAGACGUGUCUAUACUCAUUAUUUUACUGAUAACCCUGAUGAUGAAAAAU